This is a messenger RNA of Alexandromys fortis (reed vole), 3059 nucleotides long. It is a transcript of the gene Rnf10, whose product is annotated as ring finger protein 10. NCBI's taxonomy places the organism in Eukaryota, Metazoa, Chordata, Mammalia, Rodentia, Cricetidae. The record is from RefSeq and is a predicted model, not a curated record. Gene Ontology annotation, biological process: positive regulation of transcription by RNA polymerase II; positive regulation of myelination. Gene Ontology annotation, molecular function: metal ion binding; transcription cis-regulatory region binding. Bases 431 to 2848 code for a protein of 805 amino acids. The transcript is spliced from 17 exons.
AUUCCCGGAGCACCUCGGCCUCGGCCCAGAGGCGAGUGUCGGACGCUGUGUCGGAGACUCCGGUCCCCGGCACCGAGACAGCCAACCCUCUCUCCUGCCCCGCGGCGGGAGAGCGUGUCCGGCCGGCCGGCGGGGCUCGCGACCCUCCCGCACCUCCCCUUCCCCCGCAGCCUCCGCCCCGCCAGGCCCGGCCCGGACCUCCGAGCCCCGGCCUCCUCCUCCUCCAGUCACCGCCGCCGCUGGGCCCAAAGCCCCACCUGUCGCUUCUCCUUCCAUUUUGAGAAGCCGAGGAAGGAAACAAGGAAAAAUGUCGCCAUGAAGGCCGAGAACCGCUGCCGCCGCCGACCCCCGCCGGCCCUGAACGCCAUGAGCCUGGGUCCCCGCCGCGCCCGCUCCGCUCCGACCGCCGUCGCCGCCGAGGCCCCCUUUGAUGCCGCAGAGCUCCCCCAGCGCCGCCGCCACCGCCUCCGACAUGGACAAGAACAGCGGCUCCAACAGCUCCUCCGCCUCCUCGGGCAGCAGCAAAGGGCAACAGCCGCCCCGCUCCGCCUCGGCGGGGCCGGCCGGCGAGUCUAAACCCAAGAGCGAUGGAAAGAACUCAAAUGGAUCCAAGCGUUACAGUCGCAAGCGUGAACCUUCCUACCCCAAAAAUGAAAAUUUUAGCAACCAGUCCCGUCGCUCCAAUUCACAGAAAAGCAAAACUUUUAACAAGAUGCCUCCUCAGAGAGGUGGUGGCAGCAGCAAACCCUUUAGCUCUUCUUCUAAUGGUGGAAGACGAGAUGAGGUAGCAGAGGCUCAACGGGCAGAGUUUAGCCCUGCCCAGUUCUCUGGCCCUAAGAAGAUCAACUUGAACCACUUGUUGAAUUUCACCUUUGAACCCCGUGGCCAGGCAGGUCACUUUGAAGGCAGUGGACAUGGCAGCUGGGGAAAAAGAAACAAGUGGGGACAUAAGCCUUUUAAUAAGGAACUUUUUUUACAGGCUAACUGCCAGUUUGUGGUGUCUGAAGACCAGGACUACACAGCUCAUUUUGCUGACCCUGACACCUUAGUCAACUGGGACUUUGUGGAACAAGUGCGCAUCUGUAGCCAUGAAGUGCCAUCUUGCCCAAUAUGCCUCUAUCCACCUACUGCAGCCAAGAUAACCCGCUGUGGACACAUUUUCUGCUGGGCAUGCAUCCUGCACUAUCUUUCACUCAGUGAGAAAGCCUGGAGUAAAUGUCCCAUCUGCUACAGUUCUGUGCAUAAGAAGGAUCUCAAGAGUGUUGUUGCCACAGAGUCACGCCAGUACGCUGUGGGUGACACCAUUACAAUGCAGCUGAUGAAGAGAGAGAAAGGAGUGUUGGUGGCCUUGCCUAAAUCCAAGUGGAUGAAUGUAGACCAGCCUAUUCAUCUAGGAGAUGAACAGCACAGCCAGUACUCCAAGUUGCUGCUGGCCUCUAAGGAACAGGUGCUGCGCCGAGUAGUUCUGGAAGAGAAAGUAGCCCUGGAGCAGCAGCUUGCAGAGGAGAAGCACACUCCUGAGUCCUGCUUUAUUGAGGCUGCUAUCCAGGAGGUUAAGAUUCGGGAAGAGGCUCUGUCUGGAGUAGCUGGAGGCAGAGGGGAGGUCCCUGGAGUUGUGGCUGCUCUGGAACAACUGGUGCUGAUGGCUCCCCUGGCGAAGGAGUCUGUUUUCCAACCCAGGAAGGGUGUGCUAGAGUAUCUGUCUGCUUUCGAUGAAGAAACUGCAGAAGUUUGUUCUCUGGAUUCCCCUCGUCCUCUUGCUCUCCCUUUGGUAGAAGAAGAGGAAGCAGUGUCUGAACCAGAAGCCUGUGAGGAGUCAGAGGUAGCAGAUGACAAUCUUGGGGAGGGGACCAUUUGUACUGAGUCAAGCCAGGAGGAACCCAUCACUAUGCCAGGCUUCACCCAGCUGAGCAGCUCUCCUUGUUACUACUUCUACCAAGCGGAGGAUGGACAACACAUGUUCCUGCACCCAGUCAAUGUGCGCUGCCUUGUGCGGGAGUAUGGCAGCCUGGAGCAGAGCCCAGAGAAGAUCUCAGCGACAGUGGUAGAGAUUGCUGGGUAUUCCAUGUCUGAGGAUGUUCGACAGCGCCAUAGGUAUCUCUCUCACUUGCCACUCACCUGUGAGUUCAGCAUCUGUGAACUGGCUCUGCAGCCUCCUGUGGUUUCUAAGGAAACUCUCGAGAUGUUCUCAGAUGACAUUGAGAAAAGAAAGCGUCAGCGCCAAAAGAAGGCUCGAGAGGAGCGACGCCGAGAGCGCAGAAUUGAAAUGGAGGAGAACAAGAGACAGGGCAGGUAUCCUGAAGUCCACAUUCCCCUAGAGAACCUUCAGCAGUUUCCUGCCUUCAAUUCCUAUACCUGCUCCUCUGAUUCUGCUUUGGGUCCCACCAGCACAGAGGGCCAUGGGGCCCUCUCCCUUUCUCCUCUUAGCAGAAGUCCAGGUUCUCAUGCAGACUUUCUGCUGACCCCUUUGUCACCCACUACCAGUCAGGGCAGUCCCUCCUUCUGCGUUGGGAGUCUGGAAGAAGACUCUCCCUUCCUUUCCUUUGCCCAGAUGCUGAGGGUUGGGAAAGCAAAAGCAGACGUGUGGCCCAAAACCGCUCCAAAGAAAGAUGAGAAUAAUAGCUUGGUUCCUCCUGCCCCUGUGGACAGCGAUGGGGAGAGUGAUAACUCUGACCGUGUUCCUGUGCCCAGUUUCCAGAAUUCCUUCAGCCAAGCUAUUGAAGCAGCCUUCAUGAAGUUGGACACACCAGCUACUUCAGACCCUCUCUCUGAAGACAGAGGAGGAAAGAAACGGAAGAAGCAGAAACAGAAGCUCCUAUUCAGCACCUCGGUUGUCCACACCAAGUGACACUACUCACCCAGGCACCUUCUCCAUCUGGUUUCUUUUCUGUGCUUUUGUUUUGCUGCUGUAAUUUUUAAGUAUUUGAGUUUGAACAGAUUGAUUAGCUUGGGGCGGGAGGGGGGUUCCACAAUGUGAGGGGAACCAAGAAAAUUUUAAAUACAGUGUAUUUUCCAGCUUCCAGUCUUUACACCAAAAUAAAGUAUUGACACUCACAAGA